Clarias gariepinus (North African catfish) is the source of this 2503-nucleotide messenger RNA. RefSeq names its product phospholipase A2, group IVAb (cytosolic, calcium-dependent) (gene pla2g4ab). Gene Ontology annotation, biological process: glycerophospholipid catabolic process. Lineage: Eukaryota; Metazoa; Chordata; Actinopteri; Siluriformes; Clariidae. The transcript is spliced from 18 exons. Gene Ontology annotation, molecular function: calcium-dependent phospholipid binding; calcium ion binding. The record is from RefSeq and is a predicted model, not a curated record. Gene Ontology annotation, cellular component: nucleus; endoplasmic reticulum; Golgi apparatus. Bases 239 to 2461 code for a protein of 740 amino acids.
GGCGUGGCUAUCAGCGCGAGGCGCAGCGGCUGCUCCUGUUCCUCAAAGCAUGAGCGCACCGGAGUUCGCGCGCGUGUCUCCAGGACGAAUGCGGGAGUGUUUGCAAGAACACAGCAUUUUUCAUAACAUCUCCGGAUGAGAAUUCCUACUCCCACAAGAUCUCAUCAUCGGAGGGCCAGAUUUUUACGUGGACGUGGGAUUGUCAGCCAGUCCUGAUCACCCCAUGUAGAGCACCACUAUGUCUGCCGUUGAUCCAUAUCAGUACAUCAUCGUCGAGCAGCAGUACUCGCACAAGUUUAAAGUGAAAGUGCUACGUGCAGAAAAUGUCACCAAAGGAGCUUUGGGUGACUUAUUGGACACCCCAGACCCUUAUGUAGAGCUAUUCAUUCCCACAUCUCCUGAGAGCAGAAAGAGGACACGGCACAUUGAUAAUGACAUCAACCCUGAGUGGAAUGAAAGCUUUGAGUUCAUAUUGGACCCAAACCAGGACAAUGUACUGGAGCUAACACUAAUGGAUGCUAAUUAUGUGAUGGAUGAGACACUGGGCAUGAGCACGUAUCGCAUUUCCCAAGUUAAAGUGGGACAAAAGGAAGAGGUGCCCUUUGUUAUAGGAAAAACCACAACAGUGUUCUUAGAGCUCAGUCUGGAAGUUUGUUCUGCUAUUGAUCUGCGGUUUAGCCUUGCACUGUGUGACAAAGAGAAGUUGUACAGGCAGCGGCGAAGGGAGCAUGUCAUGCUGGGUAUCAAGAAACUGCUGAACAAUGAGAAGCCACGAUUCCUGCCUUCUAGCUCCCAGGAGGUCCCUGUGAUAGCUGUGGUAGGAUCGGGUGGUGGGUUCAGGGCGAUGGUCGGCUUCUCGGGGGUCAUGAAGGCUCUGUACGAGUCAGGAGUGCUGGACUGCACAACAUAUGUUGCUGGCCUGUCUGGCUCCACGUGGUACAUGUCUACGCUGUACUCUGACCCGGAUUUCCCUAAAAAAGGCCCAGAGCUGAUUAAUCAGGAGUUAAUGAAGAGCGUGAGCAGCAACCCUCUCCGCCUGCUCCUGCCACAGCACAUCACCACCUACAUCCAGGCUCUGUGGAGCAAAAAGGCUAACGGCCAGCCUGUCACCUUUGCCGACAUCUUUGGAAUGCUCAUUGGAGAAACACUUAUUCCAUCUAGGAUGGACACCAAGCUGAGUGAGAUGCAGGAGAAAAUUAAUGAAGCGCAGUCUCCUUUGCCACUCUUUACCUGCCUGCAUGUCAAACCCGAUGUGUCCGAGCUCAUGUUCGCAGAUUGGGUGGAGUUCAGUCCCUAUGAGAUUGGCAUGUCGAAAUAUGGCACAUUCAUGACCCCUGACCUUUUUGGCAGCAAAUUCUUCAUGGGUACUGUAGUCAAGAAAUAUGAGGAGAACCCUCUCCACUUCCUGAUGGGGGUCUGGGGUAGUGCCUUCUCCAUUCUUUUUAACAGAGUAUUGGGGGUAAAGGAUGCCCCUGGAGGGAGCACCAUGGAGGAGGAGCUAGAACAUAUAAAACCCGAGCAUAUUGUGGGAGAAGACGGUCUGGACAAUGAUGAAGAGCCACGCAACGCCGGGACGCAGAAUGACCAGCAGAAUGCACAGGCCAGCUGGAUGCAGCGCAUGGUUUCCUCUCUGUUCAGUGACUCAGGUCUGUUUAACACACGUGAAGGAAGAGCGGGAAAAGUGCACAACUUUAUGCUGGGUCUCAACCUGAACACUAGCAUCCCUUUCUCACCCUUCAGUGAGGUCUUGACCCAAAACUAUCCUGAGGAGGAGGUAGAUGCUGUAACAGACCUCAAUGAGUUUGACCGCAUCUACGAGCCACUAGAUGUUAAGAGCAAGAAGAUCCAUGUCGUGGACAGUGGCCUGACCUAUAACCUUCCCUAUCCUUUAAUCCUGAGGCCUCAGAGGGGUGUUGACCUCAUAAUCUCCUUUGACUUUUCGGCACGACCCAGUGACUCUAGUCCUCCAUUCAAGGAGCUUUUGUUGGCUGAGAAAUGGGCACGUAUGAACAAGCUUCCCUUUCCCAGAAUUGAUCCCAAAGUGUUUGAUCGAGAAGGGAUGAAAGAGUGCUAUGUCUUUAAGCCCAGUAAGGGAGAAAAGAACUGUCCCACCGUCAUCCACUUUGUCUUGGUUAACCUAGACUUUAGAAAGUUUAAAGCUCCAGGUGUUCCUCGAGAGAGUGACGUAGAAAAGGAGUUCGCUGACUUUGACAUCUUUGAUGACCCUGAAACACCAUACUCCACCUUUAACUUUCAGUAUUCCAACAAGGCCUUCACUCAGCUGCACGAUCUCAUGGAGUUCAACACGCUUAAUAACAUCGAGGUGAUCAAAGAGGCGAUUAAGGAGAGCAUUGUGUACAGGAAGGAGAAUCCAUCUCGCUGCUCGGUGUCACUCUCUCUCAGCGAGAUACAGAACAGAAAGUUUUUAAAGAGGGAUACCAGAGGGCUCGUGCUCAAAUGACCUGAUGUAUUAUAAACGGAUUAAACGUCUGCUUACGCUGAA